Messenger RNA from Camellia sinensis, 1446 nucleotides. The record is from RefSeq and is a predicted model, not a curated record. NCBI's taxonomy places the organism in Eukaryota, Viridiplantae, Streptophyta, Magnoliopsida, Ericales, Theaceae.
AUGAACGGUGGUGGUGUUGGUGGUGGAUCCCCCCAGCUUGCGGUGAAGAAAGGGCCGUGGACGACGGCGGAAGAUGCCAUCUUGAUAGAGUAUGUGAGGAAGCAUGGUGAAGGGAAUUGGAAUGCAGUUCAGAAGAAUUGUGGGCUGUUGAGAUGUGGGAAGAGUUGUAGGCUGAGAUGGGCUAACCAUCUUAGGCCUAACCUCAAAAAAGGUGCUUUUACUCCUGAAGAAGAGAAGACGAUCAUUGACCUUCAUGCUAGGCUUGGCAACAAAUGGGCUCGCAUGGCCAAUAAGCUUUCUGGCCGAACAGACAACGAGAUCAAGAAUUACUGGAACACCAGAGUGAAGAGACUCCAACGCGCCGGUUUACCGAUCUACCCUGAAAACAUUUCCCAACGGUAUGAUCAACCUCAACCACAAGCACCACAGCCUCAACUCAACAACAACAACCACCACCAAAAGAUCCCCAACUCUUUUUCACCUUCUUUCUCGGCCCUUUUGUCGUCGUCGUCGUCUCCAUCACCUAUCUUCUCAUCCCUAUUGUCAUCGUCGGCGCCAUCCCGUCUCACUACUCAAACACCAAACUCAACUCCCCUCUCUCUUUCCUCAAUCCUUACAGUUUCUCAAGAAUGCACCAACAAACUCUUUGCAGCCCACCCACCCUUCUUCAUUUCUCUCCAAUCCCAACCCUCACAAUCAAUCCUUUUCGCAACAACAACUCCAAAUCAAUGUUCACCACCAUCACCACCAUCAACAACCACCAUGGCAGCUUCGUUCAACCCACAUGGUGGUUUGUCCCCCCAGGACACCGAGACCGACCCUUUCUUUGCUCCAAUCUCGGUCGUACUUACUAUUGUUGAUGGACAGAGACAGAGUCGUACUUCUAAUCAUAGCUCUGCCUCGAGUUGCGGAACUCUUUCGAUUUCUGAUCUGGAAGAGGACACCACUAGGAUUGAUACUCUGAAGAAAGAGUAUGCUAAUAAUAAUGCUACUGGUAAUGAAAAGAAAGAUAAUGCUACUGGUAAUGAGAAGAAAGAUAAUGCUAAUACUUUUAGUAAUAAAAGGUGCAUAAAUCUGCUUCUCAUGAAGAUAGAUCUUCAAAGAUCCAAAGCUGAACGCCUUCACAAGAAGAAAAUGAUGAAUUCAUUGGGGAAAUCCACAGGAUUUUGGAUGAAAGAAAAUGACCAGUGGGAAGAGAUGUUUGACAUGGAUGAUGAUUUGUCCAGCCUGCUCAACAACUUCCCAAUGACUGUGCCUGUCCCUUAUUGGUAUGAUGCAAUUGGAACUAGUUCAUUUGGACAAUCAUCAAACAUGAUGGAUGGAUACUUAGGACUCAAUAAUCUUCCAGAAGCUUCACCCUCUGCGGUUGCCACCACAAUGGAGACUACAAACCCUGAUCAAACUAGGAGCUUAUGCUGUUGGAACAACAUGCCUGACAUAUGCUAA